Molecule: messenger RNA, 1544 nt
Organism: Phaethon lepturus (White-tailed tropicbird)
Lineage: Eukaryota; Metazoa; Chordata; Aves; Phaethontiformes; Phaethontidae
Product: CUB and sushi domain-containing protein 3-like
Exons: 11
Source: RefSeq, a predicted model, not a curated record
UUAUCAGCUGUGGAGAUCCAGGAGUCCCGGCCAAUGGCAUGAGAUAUGGUGAUGAUUUUGUUGUUGGACAAAAUGUUACUUAUAUGUGCCAGCCUGGUUAUACAAUGGAAUCAAAUAGCUCCUUAAUUCGCACUUGUACUAGCAAUGGCACGUGGAGUGGAGUAAUCCCAACAUGCAAAGCUGUUACCUGCCCAACUCCUCCACAGAUCUCUAAUGGAAGGUUGGAAGGAACAAACUUGGACUGGGGAUUUAGCAUUAGCUAUGUCUGCUCUCCGGGAUAUGAACUCUCUUUUCCCGCUGUUUUAACUUGCAUUGGAAAUGGAACAUGGAGUGGUGAAGUACCUCAGUGCUUACCAAAGUUUUGUGGUGACCCUGGAGUACCUGCUCAAGGGAAAAGAGAAGGUAAAAGCUUCAUCUAUCAGUCAGAAGUCUCUUUCAGCUGCAGUCCACCUUUUAUUUUGGUUGGCUCCAACACCAGGAUUUGCCAAGCAGAUGGCACGUGGAGUGGUUCUUCUCCUCGAUGUAUAGAACCCACUCGCACAGCAUGUGAAAAUCCAGGAGUCCCAAGGCAUGGGUCACAAAACAACACAUUUGGCUAUCAGGUGGGAAAUAUUGUUCAAUUUCAGUGCAAAAAAGGACACCUUCUCCAUGGCUCAACAACACGAACUUGCCUUCCUGAUCUUACGUGGAGUGGAAUCCAGCCAGAAUGUAUACCUCACAGCUGUAAACAACCGGAAACACCAAGUCAUGCUAAUGUUGCAGGAAUGGACCUUCCCUCAUUAGGUUAUACAUUGAUUUAUACCUGUCAGCCAGGCUUCUUCCUGGCAGGAGGAUCAGAGCAUAGAGCCUGUAGGUCUGAUGGCACAUGGACUGGGAAAGUUCCCGUUUGUGAAGCUCACAGCUGUAAACAACCGGAAACACCAAGUCAUGCUAAUGUUGCAGGAAUGGACCUUCCCUCAUUAGGUUAUACAUUGAUUUAUACCUGUCAGCCAGGCUUCUUCCUAGCAGGAGGAUCAGAGCAUAGAGCCUGUAGGUCUGAUGGCACAUGGACUGGGAAAGUUCCCGUUUGUGAAGUUGCCAUCAUGGAAACAUGGUGGGACGACUCACACAGUUUGAGUGUUUCAAUGGAUGGCUAUAAACUCUUCAGACGGGAUAGUCGAGGAAGGAGGGUAUCCCUGUAUACUCCCUCUGGUUCCAAAAUAUUAGUGAAGGAUCCCAGACCGGCUUUGGGAACACCAAGUCCCAAACUAAGUGGUCUUAACAUGUCUGAGGGUUCAAAUUCUUCUAAUCAACAACAUGGUACAAAUAGUAGUUCAGUGGCCAUUGCUAUCCUUGUGCCUUUCUUUGCUCUUAUAUUUGCUGGUUUUGGUUUUUAUCUUUAUAAACAAAGGACUGCACCUAAAACACAGUAUACAGGAUGCUCUGUACAUGAAAAUAAUAAUGGACAAGCUGCUUUUGAAAACCCCAUGUAUGACACAAAUGCAAAGUCUGUGGAAGGGAAAGCGGUACGAUUUGACCCCAACUUGAACACCGUUUGCACAAUG